Molecule: messenger RNA, 1380 nt
Organism: Oppia nitens
Lineage: Eukaryota; Metazoa; Arthropoda; Arachnida; Sarcoptiformes; Oppiidae
Product: flotillin-1-like
Exons: 4
Coding region: 79-1350 (423 amino acids)
Biological process (GO): protein localization to plasma membrane
Cellular component (GO): plasma membrane
Source: RefSeq, a predicted model, not a curated record
CAUUUAAACUGUAAACUAAAUUAUAAUAAUACUUAUAUUGUGAUUAUAGUAAUUGCUAUAAAAAAUAUUUAUAAAAAUAUGGUUAUCCUAUAUAAGUGUCGGCCAAACCAAGCACUGGUAGUUACAGGAGGUUGCCGUAAUCGUAGGCCACCACGUGUUUCACUGGCCGGUCGUGUAUUUGUUUGGCCAUUAAUUGAAACGGUUAGCCGUAUAUCACUGUCACCUAUAGUCGUGACCAUUGAGACAGCACCCACCUAUACCCAACAGGCCAUACCAGUUACCGUUAGAGUUACGGCACUGAUCAAAGUGGACAUCAUCGACGGUAUCGGCGGCAGUGAUGGCCAGCAUCUGUUAGGCGGCAGCAAAUCGGCGGAUGAAAUCAGACAACUGGUCAGUGAGAUACUGGACGCACACGUGAGGUCAGCCGUCGGCGGGCACAGUGUCGAAGAUUUAUGUUUUAGACGCCACCAGUUCGGCGAAUCGGUCAGACAGCGAGUGGCCCCGGAUUUCAAACAGUUAGGAUUUACCGUACAGUCGCUGAUGGUUACCGAUAUCGGAGACGACAAUAAUGUCGGUUAUAUUAGAUCGUUAGGUGAGCCGGUCAUUGCACGCGUCAAAUGUGAGGCCCGAUUGGCCGAUAGUCGAGCUAAACUACAGGCCAUCAGUGCCGAGGCUGUCCAGCGGGAACAGUGCGCCCGUGAUUACUAUACCCGACUCACGAAUGUCAUUCAAGUGCACCGGGAGUUUGAGCUACGAAAAGCCGAAUGCGAGGCCAAAUUGAUGGCCAGGCGAGCAAUGGUCGACAGUGUCUAUCGGUUGGUUAGGGCUAAACGGCAGCAACGGGUUGUUGCCGAGGAAUGGGAGUCUAAACUCAUUGAAAAGGAUAUGGAGAUCAAGCUAUGGCAGCGAGAGUUGAGCCGAAAACAAUGGGAACUGGAGUCGACUGUCCGUAAACAGGCCGAAGCCGAUAAACUGCUGACGGAAACUAUGGCCGCCAGCCGUAGUAAUGCUAUUAUACGGGUUGCCGAAGCAACGGCCAGUGCACUCCAGGUGCUUACCGAUGCCCACAAUCGCAGGUCAGCUGCUAUGGCCAACACUGUUACCACUACUAGUACUACUACAGGUGCUACUAAACAACUGGUUGUCCACAAAACCAUAUACUCAACAAUAAUUAGAUGGCUAUCAAUGAUGGUGUGUCUAUUGUCGACAAUUUUUAUGUCCAAUUUUUUUUCGGCUACUAUUUGUUUGCUAACAGCAACUGUGCCGAUGAAUACUAAUACCGUCGAUAGCACUGUUAUGUCAAAACAAUAUACUACCGGUACUACUACUACUACUACCAGUGCAACAUAAAUGAUAUAACUUUUUUUUUGGUUAGAUACC